AAGAAGAAGAAGAAGUUUGAUGGUGGGCUUAUCUGCUGUGAAAACGUGUUGGGUUCAGCCCAGAGAUAGAUCAGCAACGUGCAGGAAACUCCUGCAGAAGAAACAUUCAUGGAGUUCAAAGAAGUCUUCGUGAAGACGGAGGAAGAGAUGGAUGAUCAGCGCAGACUGCUGGAUUUCAGCCGGAUACCCCUGAUAAUCUUACACCGAAUAGAUCCUCCUGUGUGUAAAGACGAAGGUGUUCACAUCAUUCUCAGUCACAAGGAGGGGAACUUUACUUUAAAUGAAGAGCAACCAGAACCUAUGCAGAUAAAAUGGGAGAAAGGGAAACACGGACAUGAACAAUUUAAAGAGGAAGAGAGGCAACUCUGCAUCAGUCAGGUUGAAAAGCAACUUGUGCUGAAACAGGACACUGAUGAGAUUUUAAUUAUUCCUUUCAAUGUGCAAAGAUUCCACAAUGAAACAGAACAAAACGGGAACAAAUUAAUCUUUCAGGCUUUCCCUGAAGUUGAGGACCGGGAUCAGGAAGGAAACAAUAAUGGGGACCCAAGAAAAAGGAGAGAAGAGCAGAAGCAAAAUGAGAGAUGUGAGAAACCCAAACAGCAGAGAAGCAAUAAGAAAACUCACCCAAACCGAUAUAUACAUUCUUGUAAAAUUGGUCUUAACAUUUUUUCUCAAAAAGGUAACUUAAGUACACGCAUGAAAACAGAGAAGGCUAUACCUUUCACAUGUGUGACCUGUGGAAAAAGUUUUGCAAGAAAAGAUAAUUUGACAUAUCACAUGAGAACUCACACAGGAGAAAAGCCUUUCACAUGUGUGACCUGUGAAAAAAGUUUUACAAGAAAAUAUUAUUUGACAUUUCACAUGAAAACUCACACAGGUGAGAAGUCUUUUCCAUGUGUGACCUGUGGAAAGAGUUACAGUAAUGGAUGUAAUUUAACGUAUCACAUGAGAACUCACACAGGUGAGAAGCCUUUCACAUGUGUGACCUGUGGAAAAAGUUUUACGAGAAAAGAUUAUUUGACAUAUCACAUGAGAAAUCAUACAGGUGAGAAACCUUUCUCAUGUGUGACCUGUGGAAAGCGUUACAGUGAUAAAAGUAGUUUAAGGUAUCACAUGAGAACUCACACAGGUGAGAAGCCUUUCACAUGUGUAACCUGUGGAAAGAGUUACAGUGAUAGAAGUGGCUUAACUUAUCACAUGAGAACUCAUACAGGUGAGAAGCCUUUCACAUGUGUGACCUGUGGAAAAAGUUUUACAAGAAAAAAUACUUUGACAUUUCACAUAAAAACUCAUACAGGUGAGAAGCCUUUCUCGUGUGGGACCUGUGGAAAGAGUUACAGUGAUAGAAGUGGCUUAACUUAUCACAUGAGAACUCAUACAGGUGAGAAGCCUGUCUGAUCAGCUUCUCCCAACAGUAUUUGCGCUACAGUGUCUACAGCGGGGGUCACCAACCUUUUUGAAACAGAGCUACUUCAUUGGUACAGAGUCAUACGAAGGGCUACCAGUAUUGAUCUUUGAACUAAAAGGAGUCAAGAGUUUACCUUAACUUUAUGUAAAAUAAACACAUUUUUAAUGCUUUGUUA
Molecule: messenger RNA, 1583 nt
Organism: Fundulus heteroclitus (mummichog)
Lineage: Eukaryota; Metazoa; Chordata; Actinopteri; Cyprinodontiformes; Fundulidae
Product: gastrula zinc finger protein XlCGF57.1
Exons: 2
Coding region: 109-1398 (429 amino acids)
Biological process (GO): regulation of transcription by RNA polymerase II; central nervous system development
Cellular component (GO): nucleus; transcription regulator complex; PcG protein complex
Molecular function (GO): RNA polymerase II cis-regulatory region sequence-specific DNA binding; DNA-binding transcription factor activity, RNA polymerase II-specific
Source: RefSeq, a predicted model, not a curated record